Amoebophrya sp. A25 is the source of this 1963-nucleotide messenger RNA. NCBI's taxonomy places the organism in Eukaryota, Dinophyceae, Syndiniales, Amoebophryaceae. The record is from the annotation of a GenBank genome assembly.
ACUAACUCAACAUCUGCGACGCAUGUACAUCAAGAAGCACAACAGCGAGAGAGCAACGAUCUGCAGCACGUUGGCCAACUUCUCCAUGCUCUUCCUAAAGUUCGCACUGGCAUCAACCUGCAUGAUCGACAUCUCUUCGAGGAAGUUCUGUAUCCGGUUUUCAGCCGUUCCCUUGGUGUCAUCGAUUUUUGGUUGCGCCGCGUGGUCUUCUUAAGGCUAGUUUUUCACUAUCUCAUUUGAAUUAUGCUGAGCGGAUUCCCAUUCCCUCUUAUUUCAGCUUCAAGUGGAUUUUGUUUCUGAGAGAGGAUGUUGAAAGGCAAGCCGCGCAACCACAUCAGAUAGUAAAAAACUAGCUGUACUAAUCUUCCCACAACAAGCAAAAGUCUUCCCGAAGAAAUUAGUCGCCAACGCCUGGGACCUGUGUAAAAGCACUGAGUUAUCAAGCAAAUGGAAAGGUCUGACGCAAGGCUUUAGUGGCACGGAUGAUACGAAACACGUGCUACCUUUGACUGUGAAGCAGAAGAAUUUAGACCAGUUGAAGGCCACAGGGGGAAGGCAGUUGAAGCGGCUACUACGGCCGGAGAAUAACACGCUGCGUGUGUUGAAUGGCGCUGGGGAGACUGGUAGUUUUGCUAGUACUACUAGAAGUAGAUGUCCUUGCACCAGUUACAAUUACUUAUAUGCAAUUAAGUAGACAAUUAAAAUUAUACUAGACGAAUAGGUGGAUGAUAGUCACAGCAGCUGAGCAUAGUAAGUUGUGAGUUCUUUUUCGGCCGCAGUGAGUAAGUAAUAUGCACAUUCGGACUCGCUUUUUUCAUCCUUUUCAUCUUCGCCCACACAACUCACCUUCCCAGGAACACCUCUAUCGACGACCAGCACACCUGUUUCGGCGGCCGCUCAAGUGAUCAACAUCGCCAGUAAGGAUGCCCAAUGUGUUGCUAUUCUGGAUCCAGGAGCUCUGAUUCUUGAGCUCGAUAAUGAAAACGUGUGCCGCCAGUGGCUAGCGCGGCGACCAGAUAAGGACUACGCAGUUUUUUUCGAUGCUACCAGCGGAGAGCGGCGAACUUUGUCUAAAUUCACAGAUCGCGUGACAUCGUUUCACCUCAGUCCGUGUGCAAACGACAUGUCAAGCGCGUUGCUGUUUAUGAAAAGAAAUUCAAUAUGAAUGUGAAUAUUUCUAGUCGAGAUUCUACGUGUGCGUCAGGGUCCGCAUUCAGCUCAUAAGUCGUGAUCACAGAAGAUGAGGUGAUGUACUUACUUCUAACACAGGAGGAGGAGCUAACCCUAGAGGCAUUUCUAUUUCAAAUUCAAUAUUUCACAUGAUCUAGUACUUGUACUUCAUCCCUCCCACAAGCCUGUCCCUUUUCAUUUGCUAUCUCGACGAUCGACACUGCCGCGGUUCCGACUUUCAGCUUCCCGCACACGCAGCAGCAGUUGUCACUCUUGGUCGCGGGCUCUGCAAGGACAAGCUCCUGCAGUCCUGCAUGCGCAUGCGACAACUUGGCAAAGGCGGACAGCGCGUCGCUUUCUUAGCGCCGCGUGAAAUUGGUAGUGCAAUUGACAAGAUCAUGAUGGAGCAGGAAGGAGCAGCAGACGAGAUGAUAACUUCAGAGGAAAAUACCAACAGCACAGGCACAGAUAAAGUCCGUGCUGUCCUAUCCUGGUGUUUGCAAAAUAGCUAUCAGCGCACCACUGAUUUGCUGCCACUCUUUGCAUCGCAGUGUAGGAGUGCUUUGACGAAGGCAGCUUCCUUCGAAGAGUUUCAUCAAAAGGUAGCUCAGUCCUCACGCCAGGAGCUAGAAGAGGGCGCAGUCGCAGCGGCUGCAGCCAAACAGCUAGUUUUGAAGUGCAUCGAGAACGAAGGUGGAAACCUAGAGAAACAGUACGGUCAUGCACGAGUGCAAACCAAGCUUCCAGAUCUUGCGAAAUCACUCCUAGCCAAAUUUUUAAACAACGGAGAUGG